GCCGGUGAGGUGGUUGCACCGGCGGAAGUAGAAGAGGAGGAGGAGGGUGAGUGCCAUGGAGACAGGUGAGAGCAGCAGUAGGUGCCAGCUCCUGGAGUUACCCUGGGAGGAUGUCCUGGUUCCUCAUGUUCUCUGCCACCUCCCACUGUGCCAACUGGUCUCCUUGCAGCGUGUCAGCAAGCAGUUCCGUAACCUGAUUCAGGUCUACCUGACAAACUGUCACAGUCUGGACACCUCCCAGCUUGGGGCUGCCAUUCCUCAAAGCGCAUUCUGCAGAAUACUGAGAGACAACUCUGUGCUGCAUCACCUGGUUGUGCACAGCUGCUCCGACUGGCUAACGGACCUCGAGCUCCUGCCGGUGAUCGGCCAGAACCACCACUUGGAGAAGGUUGACGUGACGGGGUGCCGUGGGCUGAGUAGGCGGACGCUGGUGGCCUUGUCUCUGAGUUGCCCCAACCUGCAGCAGCUAUCCCUCAGGCAGUGCGACUGGGUGGACUCCCUCUCCCUACGCAGUCUGGCCGAUCGCUGCGGCCGCCUCGUGUCCAUUGACCUCACCGCCUGCAAGCAGCUGAAUGACGAGGCUGUCUGCUACCUGGUGCGUAAAUGUCCAAAGAUCCGCUCACUGUCUCUGGCCGUCAAUGCAAACAUCAGCGAUGGAUCGGUGCAGGAAGUGGCAAAACUGUGCACUGAGCUCGAACACCUGGACUUGACCGGCUGCCUGCGCCUCAGGAACGACUCUAUAAGGACAGUUGCGGAGUAUUGCACAAAGCUCAGCUCGUUGAAAGUGAACCACUGCCACAACAUCACUGAAGGAUGCUUAGAGGUUUUGCGUAAGAAGGGAGUGGACAUUGAUGUAGAACCUCCCUUGCAACGGGCACUGGUACUUCUGCAGGAUGUGGUGGGCUUUGCUCCGUAUAUCAACCUCCAGAUUUGAACAGAAAUAUUGUGGUAAACUGUUUAUCCAUAGGUAUGACACAAUUGCACUUCACUCUUGUAGUUACGUAACUUAUAUUAAAAUAGUUGUAUAGUAUUUCAUGAGUGGCUCGAUGCUCCUUAGUCAAACUUCCAGUAAUGAAAUUCCAAUCAUUUAUUCCUCAAUGUGGCAUUAAAAUAAAAUAAAUAGGCUUCAACCUGGCUUGUCAUUGCACUGAAUCACUACUGUUAACUUAUAGUUAGUAUAGUAUUUUUUGAGGUGUGAGGUGAUGAUAGUGACCAUGUUGCUGUGUAGUUGUACACUGCACCAGAAGUCGGAACAAAGCAGAUUACUGCUUGUGGCUUGUGCAGAGCUCUGAGAGUGUUGAUGUUAACAGUGAAUCGCCAUUGACAUGUGGAAGUAGUAAGUGGCAACAUUAACCAAGGGGAGGAUCUGAGGGAGAUAACACUAUCAAUAAGCUUGAUGAUAUCAAGAUUUGGAAUCGAAGUAAGCUUCGAUAAUCAAGAAGGGUCUCGACCCAAAACGUCACCCAUUCUUUCUCUCCAGAGAUGCUGCCUGUCCCGCUGAGUUACUCCAGCUUUUGGUGUCUAUCUUCACUUUAAACCAGCAUCUGCAGUUCCUUCUUACACAUUAUAUACUUCAAGUUCUUUUUGACUUCAGGUUCCUUUUUUGACUUUUUGAUUACACCAUCAAAACUUGCACAGCCAGUCAGUUUUUCUUUAAUAUUCACUGCUCUGUUUGGCUACAACUCUAAUUAGUUUGCAAUUGCUGAUGCCUUAUAGCAUCCCAGUUAAUCUACAUCUACAGCAAAUCUGUAUAAGGAAUCUGAUGGUAGACAAAAAAAUGCUGGGGAAACUCAGCGGGUGAGGCAGCAUCUAUGGAGAGAAGGAAUUGGUGACGUUUCGGGUCGAGACGCUUCUCCAGACCCUUCUUCAGAAUCUGAUGUUCGUUCCUUCACAAAUCUACAUCUUUAUCUCUGCACAAAACUAUACAUGGCCUCCCAGCUUUGGCCUCUAACACUGCAUCAAGCAGCUUUUGGUUUCCAGCCAACUCUUCAUACACUCAUAAAUCAUACAGCACUGGUGUCUGUCAUUUGGAUGGAUUAAAGAAUCAUUCAUUUAGGCCCAUUCCUAUCAGUACUGUAGUUUAUUUUAUUUAAUACAUCCAAAUGAGGAUUGGGUCUUUAUUGAAUUGAUUUUCAAUACUCUUUCAUGUAAAGAAUUCCACAUCAUAAUUCCCUCCUUGAAGUUAUUUUUAAUCUCACUUUUGGUUCUUUUUAUCCUGUAUCUCUAGUUCUUGAUGAACCUGCUGGUGAAAACAGUGUCUGAUUAUUUUGAACACCUCAUUUAAAUUUCCCUUUUAACCUCAAGCCUGAGGAGAACAAUCCCGACAAUCCUAACUCUGUAAAAGAAAACCAAAAACUACAGAUGCUGGAAAUCUGAAAUCUCAUCACUUGUACAUGCAUGAUAAUGAGUUCCUCAUUACUUGUACUUGCGUGGUAACGUCCACUACUGCCUCUGACAUACAAUCCUAUGAUACCUGUAUGCCUGGCCCAUGUAUCUAUGUUUAAUUUUAAUCUUUCAUGUUUAAUUUAUUGUAUUGCACAUAUAAUGCAUACAUUUGUUCUAAUGAACGUAUUGACAGCCUCGAUUUAAAAAUAAAUUGUGAAAUAAGCCCCAUUCCAACACCUACAAACAUAAACUAAGCUUAAAGUACAAUGUUGAAGGGUGAUGUAGGGUGCAUUUCAAUAAGGUGUUGAACUGAAGUCCGUCACCCUCUGGAUCAAGUUAGUAAUCCACCAGCAAUAUUCAAGAGAGAUUAUAUUUCUUCAGAUGUCUGUAUCCCUCAACAAGGUUAACUGGUCAUUGUUUGAUGUGCACAAAUGAACUGCUUCAUUUGACCACGUGACAAUAUAGCAAAGGUGAGAAAAUGGUCCCUUCACUUUGUUCCACUACUCAGCAUGAGCAGAGCUAGCUGAUCCUUGGCUGCAUUCACUUUCACCUCUGAUAUACAUACCCCUUAAUUUUCUUGAUUCCUUAAGGCACACUGAUCUCAGUCUUAUUUAUGCAUAUUGUCUGAUCAUCUAGUAUGCUCUCCUGUACAGAAUUCCAAAGGUUCAUUAUCUCUAGUGAAGAAAUGUCUGCUUGUCUCAGCCCAGAAGGUUGACUGGUUAUACUAAGCCCAUGCACCCUAGUUCUAGACUCUCUAAAUAGAACAUUUCUCAGCAUCCACUGUCAAUCCCAAUGUUUCAUUUAAGAAUUGUCUGAAUAUUGCUAUGGGUUCAAUACUCAAAUGUCUCUUCUGGUAACCUCAACCCUGAAGUCAAGUAACCAGACCGUUGUUGCACUGUUUCUGAGACGGGUUUGUCCUUGUGUUCUGGAUCCCAAACCACAGUCUUGCUAAAAGUCUGGUCGCAUAAAAAUGUUGUUAUGAAUGUAUCCGUAAUCCCUUGCAAUAAAGAUCAAUGGAAUGUCUGUCUUCCUGA
Molecule: messenger RNA, 3419 nt
Organism: Amblyraja radiata (thorny skate)
Lineage: Eukaryota; Metazoa; Chordata; Chondrichthyes; Rajiformes; Rajidae
Gene: fbxl15
Product: F-box and leucine-rich repeat protein 15
Exons: 4
Coding region: 56-934 (292 amino acids)
Cellular component (GO): cytoplasm
Molecular function (GO): protein binding
Source: RefSeq, a predicted model, not a curated record